CGGUGCAUUGCAUUCCGAUUUUACGAUUUAUCCAAUUUGAAAGACCAUCGGUGGCCUAGUACCAACCAGGUUGCAGAGCUAAUAAUUAAAAAGAAAGAAGAAGAAGAAGUCUUUCUAGGCAUUGAUUUAAUUCCUAUAUGGCCACGGCAAGUUCAUCAAACAAAGCAGUCGACGAGACGCCGCAAGAGGAUUGUAUUUGGAUAGAAUUCAGAUUGUUGCAAUCAAUUAUGUUGCGAAGCAAAUUGGGUCAGACAAUGCUGAAACUUACGGAUUAUUUUCUAUGGAUCCUAGAGAAAUGUACGGAAUGGAGUUUGCCUAGACAGAAUAUCGAAGAUGAGAAAGACUCAGAAAAAACGGAACUCGUGAGACCAUUGCCAUGGCUUUUAUUCUUACCGAGCUUAAUGAUAUUGCGCAUAAUCAGAUUGAUAGUAAAUAUAGGUGCUUCCUUGUUGAAUUAUCCUAUGAUCACGCCAAGUAAAAUGAUAAGGCUCGUGCAAAAAAGUCGUAGAUAUCUGCAUGAUGCAAUGAAGAAAGACAAGAAAGAGAGGUGUGAGCUCAAGGACAAGAGAUCGUCAAUGUACAAGGGCAAGAAGGCCCUGAUCAGAUCCAUUCGUCUGACUUUAUCAAGCUUAUCCUGCCUGGAUACACCCAAACCCUCUCCGUCACCACCGCCUACUAAAAUUUGUAUUAGUGUCAACCUCGAUCCCGAUUCAGUAACAACGACAUCGGAAGAAAAGUUGAAAGAAAAGUCGGAAGAAAAGUCAGUAACAGAAUCAAUGGAUUCUACAUCAACAUCAGAACACUCAACGAGCGAAUCGGAGAAGCAUGAGAAGGAAGAGAAAGAGAAAGAACAGAAGGAGACUCUGAAAGAGAAGAUUGAUCGACUCGCUUUGGAAAAUAGCGAAGACGAUGAAAGUUUUAAGCCGGACGAAUACUCGUCGAGUGACGUGGACAGUAUCGAUGAUGAGAGCAGCGACGGUAACGUGUCCCCGAAUGAGAUUCGCGACAUCGUUGAAGCGAAGAACACUGUAGCGUUCAAGAAAAAGGUAACCAUGGAGCAGUUUUUGGAAGUCGAGCGAACUUCCACGUCGGUGUCUGAACAGAAAUCCAUCGAGUCGACUUGCGAAAAGAGAUCGUCGGCCAAGGAGAGCCGCGAUAAGGUAGAAGAGCACUUCGCGACUUCGCAGCGUAUCGAUUCGUCAGAGUGUUGUACGUCCGACAGAUCCAGUCAGGAAGGCGAUCUGACCUUCUAUUCACCGAUCAGCUCUGAUUCGGAUAGUGACGCGCCGAAGGAACCAUCGGUGUCGACCGUCCAACAAUGUGUCUCAAGACAAAUAUUAAAGACAAAAGAGUUUAUCAAUGGCGAAGCACGAUUCUUCUCAGCAUCAACGAUUUCAGACUCAAAAUCGUCCAGGCAGACUAACACCGACGCAGUAGUGGAGAAGCGCAGUACAAACAUGAGUAAAAGUCACAAAGGUAAGCGCACGAGUCGUGGCAAUCGCAAGAAAAAAUAAUCGAUUAACAAAAGCAAAACAAAAAAAAGAGAUAAAGAGAGAAGAGGGAGGAAAAGAACGAAAGCUUUCCUCCGAGAUAAAGGACGAAAUCCAUAGACAUUGCUCAAGAUUCGAGAUGAUCUUAAGCUAGUGCAUGAACCAAUCAGA
This is a messenger RNA of Mycetomoellerius zeteki, 1661 nucleotides long. Its product is annotated as myb-like protein X. Lineage: Eukaryota; Metazoa; Arthropoda; Insecta; Hymenoptera; Formicidae. The coding region runs from base 138 to 1514 and encodes 458 amino acids. The record is from RefSeq and is a predicted model, not a curated record. The transcript has 10 exons.